GAAGACAGCUCGUCGUGCGAUGUGGGCAGGAUGCGGGAUGACGACUCUGAAGCCUCCAGCGUCUGCUCCGAGCGGAGUCUUGACUCAUAUAGAAGACAUGAUAGCGUGUCGUGGUCGGGGUCGGCGACGCGGCUGGGCUGGGAGUGCGGCUCGCCGCCGCCGCCGCCGCCGCCCGACGACAUCAUCGCGCUGUGCGCCUCCACGCACUGGACCGAGCGCAAGGACGGGCUCACGCACCUGGCUAACUACCUAAACAGCGGGCGUCUUCUUACGGACGAACAACUGAAGCGCCUUACCGACCUUCUCAAUAAGAUGUUCGUGGACGCACACACGAAGGUGUUCUCCCUGUUGCUGGAUGCCGUGUGCGAACUGCUGCUCGUGCAUUGGCAGCAGUUGAAGGACUGGCUCUACCAGCUUAUGUUCAGGUUACUCAUGAAGUUGGGCACGGACAUCCUGGGCUCGGUGCAGAGUAAAAUCAUGAAGACGUUGGAUGUCAUCCACGAGUGCUUCCCUGCCGAGUUGCAGCUCCAUAACAUAUUCAGGUUCCUAGCGGACAGUGCGACGGCGCCCACGGCCAAGACGAAAGCAGCAGCGCUUAGGUUUCUAGCAGACUUGGCGCACGACUACUGCACGCCCAAUAGCCUCGCUGUUGCAUUACAAGGCGGCGCCGGCGGCUUCGCGGGCCGCGCGCUCGCCAAGGUGUCGCUGCUGGCGCAGGACCCGCGCCAGGGCGACGUGCGCCAGAGCGCGCGCCGGGCGCUGGCCUGCCUCUACGACUGCAACCCCGUGCCGUUCACGGCGUUGAUGAGCGAGCUGCCAGCGGAGACGCAGGCCAUGGUCAACGGCGUUCUACAGCAACACGUGCGCCGGACCUCCUCAACCGGCAGCGACAGCCCCCUCCGUACCUCGAGCGCAACAUCAAACUGCGCAAACGCAGAAGACGUGUACUCACGAAUUAGGAAAACGACAACCGAAAUCCACACUUACACUGCGCAACACGCGAAUGCGGAGUGCGGCAACCACAUGUCCAGCAAGGACUCUGGGAUCAGCCAGAUGUCUGACGUCACGUUAUCCAACCGAGGACAGAACGGGAUACCCAAUGGACAUUAUAAUGCUGAGGUGGCGCGCGCAGCUUCAGCAGACAGCUCCGAAGAGGCCAACAGCACGAAGGAAUCUUCGCCUGUGCCUGCGCACAACAGGCUCGAUUUCGGACAACACCCUGACUACACCUCCGCGCAUCUUGGACGAGACAAAAUUAAGCCCUAUGAGACUGAUGAAGACGGAUUUAUAAUAACUAAAUCCGGUCUGAAAGAGCAAGAGGUGCUGGAGGCCCUGUGCAAGCUGGACGUGGCGCAGGCGCCGGCGGAGCAGUGGGAACGGCUGCUGCUGGCCACGCACGAGAUCCUCAAGUACGGCGACUGCCGCAAGCCCUGCGAGUACUUCAAAAACAUAGUACGAGUGGCUCUUGCCGCGUUGUCAAUAGACGAGAAUUCCGGUGAUAAGGAGAAUUCGGAGAGCGCUUCAAACGCGUCUUCUGGUUGGGCCACGGCGAACGAGCGCGCGGCGGCGGAAGCGGUGAAAGUCCUCAUCUGGCUCUGCAGAAGACCAGAAACGCGGCCUCAAUGGCUGGACUACUUCGACCUGAUACUGCUGAAGCUGAUCAACGCGUACGGCGCCUUGAACAAGGAGGUGAUGCGCGCCGUGGACGCCGGCAUGGCGCACGUUGCGCACGCGCUGCCCGCGCACCAGGUGCUGGCGCUGCUGAAGCCGGUGAUCCGCACGCGCGGCUACCCCACGUCGCUGUGCGCGCUGAAGCUGGCCACCGAAGUGGCCAAGGCGCGCAGCCACGAGCUCAGCGACGACGUGGUCGAGCAGCUCAUGGAGGGCGUCGCGCAGCUGGCUGACCACCAGAACUCUGCUGUGCGCAAGGCGGCCGUGUUCUGCAUGGUGGCGUUUACAUUCGCGCUGGGCGAAGAGAGGAUGCAGCCGCACCUCAAGCAUCUCAGCGUCAGCAAAUACCGGCUUCUGCACGUGUACAUCAGCAAGCAGCGCGAGGAGGCCAUGCGCGCGGGCGCGGCGCCCGCGCACUCGUAGCGGCGGCGCCGGCGCGCGCGCACCGUCACCCGCGGCACGCAGACCGGGGCCUAGGCGGCCCGUGCCCGAGCCCACUGAUUCUCUGGUCGCGACGAAGGGGGCGAGAGGUUUGGUUUUCUUUACGUCUUUACUAUUGCGUACGGUGACUUUGACACGGUUAUUCGUCUGCGAACCUUCAAAUCCUCGAACGAAACAAACAAGGAAACACUUUUUUCUGAGGUCCACGAGUCGACAUUUUUCGGUUUAAAGGUUUUUUUUUGUAUGGAAAGUGGUCUUUGAAGUCUAGUUAUUCAGUUACUUGAGCAGGAUUUAUGGUUUUCAGAUCAAUAACGAUUUUUUAAGUACCCACGUAGCUAACGUUCUGCAGUAACUUGUCAAUGUAUACAUUUAUCGAGUUGACGAUGUUAAAUUCGGACCCUUGUCGUGAUACGGCUUUGCUAAAGAAAUCCUUUACAUAAGAAUACCAGCGCCUCGUUCAGGGUUCAAUAGUAACUUGUCAACUUGUAAUUGUCCACCAUCUCGGUUUGUACAGGGUUAUUUUUUUUAAUGCACCUGUAACCUCAAAUGACCAGUGACCGAUAACUACGACUCGAGUCCUUUACGGCUUACGAAAAUUCCGGCAUUAAUUUUUUGAUAUUAAUUUUAUUAACCAUCAUGAUGGUAUUGAUUUGUUUUUAUAUAUCUAUACUAGACACUCGACCUGUAGCUCAGUUGGAACAUCGAUGGGGACGGAAUCCCGUGUCAUUAUAUGGCCACACCACCCUAUAUAUUUUUUAAUAUGAUAUUACCCACUGUAAUGUACUGCUAACGUACAUGAUGUACAUGUAUUUUUUAUGAAUGUACUACUAUUACAUUUUUAUUGAAUGUCAGAAUAUUUAACCAUCAUGAUAUUCAAUAUGUUUUGUGAAAUUGCUCCACUACUUUGUUAUAAUUAUUAAUAAUCGAUAAAUAGCAGUAAAAUGCAGUGGUUUUCCUAGCAUUCAUUCAUCAUAUAUUAGGUUUUUCAAGCGCCUUCAAAUGUAUGUACAUAAUACACUACGUUUGUACAUUGGCUAAAUUCAGAAAAAUAGCUAAAAUUGCAUUUGCCAGUAUUAAUAAUGGGUGGCAUGGUUACAAAGAAUUUUCCGUAGCAACGCCACCGUUGUUUCCUUUCUUUUAAUUUAAUAGUAGUACCUUCAGAAUAAAAAAAGUAGGGCGUCAUGGCUAUGUAGAAUGACACGUAAUCCCGUGGUCUCAAAUUCGAGUCCAGUUGUGUCGAAAGAAUUUGUCUGUGUUCGAUCUUUAUAUUUUAAUAACUGCCAUGAUAUACAUAUAUUUUUUUGUUAAAAUACUCUACUAGUUUGGUAUUAUUAUUGUCGAUCGAUAUUUGUUGUAGAAAUAUCUAUAAAAAACAAAGAAAUAUUCCUUCGAUCCAGUUGGAUUCGAACCAGCGACUGUUUACUAGCCCGGGGCUAACCGCUCUCCCAACUAUUCUACGGAUCUAAUCAGCAGACCGUAAGAAUUUCUCUGUAUCGGUCUAGUAAGAAUCUAGUUGUGUCGCAGGAGUUGUUCUUUGUUCGAUUUUCGUUCGUACCGACAAUAAUAUUUUUUAGACUUCAACAAACUUGCAUCGGCUUUCUAUCGAUUUUCAAAAAACAUACAAAAAUUGUGUUUGUUUUUGAAUUGCCUAUGGCUUCGGUAUAUUGGAAAAAUAACCCUGUAUUGUAGCGAAAUAUUCAUUGUUAAAGAAUCUCAAACGUUUGUUAAACCCUAUUGAGCUGUUUAUCUUAAGUUUACUUAAUAUUGUUUUUCUUAACUUGUUUCAUUCUUAUUAUGAAGUAAUAAUAGCAAAAAUUAUGUAACAAAAUCGUGGCAUACAGGAAAAUGAACAAAAUUUAAUAUAUUAUAUAUUUUGUAAAUUACAAACAAAACAAAUUACUAAUAAAAUAACUCCUAAUAAAAAUCUAGUCUCGAAUGAAAAUGACUGUUAAAUUUUGUUUAUUUUUUUCCCCCGGAAAUGACAAAAGACAUUUUAUUUUUCUUUAUUUAGAAAAAGGGCAAAGAAUGGUAACGCGCGCGUCGAAAGAUAUUUUAUAAGGCGUUAGAUAAGUGAUAGGAGCAAUUUUAAAUGAAAUUCCUUGAUUCCAUUCAUAGAGAACCAAUUUUUUAAUAUAACGUCAAACUUGGCAAGCACAGAACUGAUGCACCAAUGAAAACUCACUAUUCAAAUUUGGAACUAAAAGCGCACCAAUUGGAGAUCCUAUAUAGAACUACCAAUGAUAUCAUACCAACGAAAUCUUCAAAUUUGGAAUAAACCAAACACCAAUCAGAGAUGGUUUACAAUCAUAACUAUAGGUGCGAAUGUCAUUCAAAAUUGCAUCCUAAAGGCAGUAAGCUAAGGUAGUACGCGGUGUAUUGUCACGUUCGAUGUAUGUAUGUACAGGUUUUUUACAUGUCGCCAUUUGGAUAUUGUAUUUUGUAGCUUGAUUCGGUGUUAGUGUGAUUUUAAUAAAAUUUUCAAGAACAAUAAGUAAAAACAAUUAAAACAAAAUUAAAAAAAGAUGCUUCGCUAUAUCUUCACGUGAAUGGUUUAUACAGGUAGCACAUAAAACCUGGAUCCUACAGUUUGCCAUUCGGUACGUCUCUUAACUAACUGAAUUGGCGAAUAUUUCAAGGCAAAGCGUUUUCGGUUCAAGAUUUCACAUCUUAAUUCUAUUAGUGAAUUAGAUUCUGUCAGGUUUCAAUAUGUAUUCAUUUUCGCGUAAAUAGAAACGCACUGAUUUGACACGAGAGUCCGCGCUUUGAAAGGUCGCUUUAAAUUAUUGAAAGGAAGGAGGGAAUCGUAUGGAAGACACUGGUUUCAAAUCGUUUGGUAUAAUUUCUUUAGACCUUGUCAGUUCAUAAUUUAGUAACGGCGUCCAUUUUUUUUUCUUUAUCUCUUUCUAUUUAGGUCAGUCCGUAUGCACUUCAGUUUAUGGUCUUUGGAUCUUCUGUCGUCGUUCUUGUUUAGACUCCAACAACUUCAAUGGAAAGUACAUGGAACCAAUUUUGAUCCUAGGGACUCUCAAAACUCGAUAAUGGAACAACUGAUUUUGUUUUCAAAGCAAAUCUCCACUGUUUGUUCACUAACGUACGUACAUUCGAUGAUCAUUGUGGGGUGGCGAGGUCUCGGGUUCGAUUCCCGAUAGUACCACUUUUGGAAGUAAACUUUUCUAAAUUAAUUUUGGUCAGGAUGUUCUAGGUAAUGCGCCGGAGUGAAUUCCAUUGUUCUAGGUGGUUGAUGUGGUUGUCUGACAUAUUAUUAUGUCACGCCUGUCUCCCAUUUGAAUAAUGAACAUGGACAUUUCCCCCUUCGCUCCUGUCAAAUCUUUUUCGCCUCCUCCAAUCGCAUCUGUCCGUAAAUGCCCUAUUAUUCUUGGUACAUUUUUUGAGCUAUAUACUGGAUUUGCCAUUAAUAGAAAUAUGUUAAAGUCAUACUAACAUAACUGUGAGUAGAAAAGAGAUAGAUGUAAUUUAACAAUUUACACUUUAAAUCGUAAUGCAGAUACUAUAUAUGGAGAUAAGGUAAAUUCUUUCACAACGAGCUUUACUGCUGCUAAAUUCAGAUUAGACUUAGAUUCAGACUAUGAAUCAAGUGAAAGAAAUCCAGGCGGAUGUUGUCUGCACAAUUUUGCACCUAAUACAGCCACUUCGCAAUUUCUCGGCGUGUCGAUCAGUCAGGGCAAGUUGAAUUGAAUGCUAUCAUUGUAUCUCACCCUACGACUAAAUUAACACUGUUGUUAAAAAUCUUGUCAAAAUUCACCAAACGUUGUGACUAAUUUUGUACUGCAAAAUCCCGGUAACCAAUUCCAGUCUUCGACUACAUUCCGAUUCUACACAUUUUUCAUGGUAAAGUCCGUUAAAUUCCAUCGCCAUAUCGCAUAAUGGUAAUGAUAAUACCAAUUACAUUUAUCACCUGCACCAUAUUGUGUAAUGAUCGUACCAGUUACAUUUGUCUUCUACGCCACAUUGCGUAAUUAUCAUACCAAUUACACUUGUCUUCUACGCUAUGUUGUAUAAUAAUCGUACCAGUUACAUGUUGCGCGUGUGUAACCUGAAAAACUAAAAAUUCUACGAACAACAUGAAUAUUGAUUUCAAAAAUAUAUUGAGCACUACUCAAAAAACUGAGUCCUACAAAUAUCAGUGUUUAGUAGAUGUCCUCGUUAUAUACAUUCGUUUUACGUCGCUCAGUGUGAGUUGACCUUAAGGCUGUUACGGGCAAAUAUUAUUUUGCUUAAAAUGUGAUUUUGUAUGAAUGUUCAUGUAAAGAAUCUUGAACGUAUUUGUGUAAUGCAUUCCAUCUAAAUGAAAGCAACCGAGGACUUGAUUGUGUAUUUAUUAGUUAAAGUAUACAACAUCUUGUUAACUGAAUUACGCGCAAUUUAGUGGCGCGAAUUCCGCUGCAUUCGCUCCUAGCUUUAGCCGACAUUGUAUGACGAAAUUUUAUUGAAGAAAAUUUAAGCUACGGUAGAGGCUAUAUGGGGUAGUUACUAAUGUCGUAAUAGUCCGUCACGCUCGCUGGUCUUUUGUAUUAAUAAUAUUGAAGUGCGGAGGAACUCAAUCAAUUUAUCUCAUAUUUUUGUGAAACAAUGGUCGCUUUUCCCUUAUCACAAACUGCUUAUCAGACGUAGUUUCAAGAAAGUGAUGUAAUCAAUAUCAGGGUUACCAUACCUUAAAUUUUCUUCAUCGAUUGCUUUGUAAAUUGACAUUCGGGUGUUUGCGUAUGAAUAAUUUAUUUAACCUUUAUUGGUACUGUGGUCCACAAAGAUAUACGAAACUGUCAACAUUUCUUUAUUGUUAAUUGUACCUUACGAGUACGAGCGAUGCCACACGGGCGUUGCAUCGUCGCAACUGCGUUGUACUUACUACAUAUAAAUGAAUAGAAACAGCGUACGUCAACAGAACAGCUCGUGUGGCACUCAGUCCGUUGAAAUCAACGCAGUUGGGACGACGCAACGCGCGUGUGGCAUCUCCCUACUUCGUAAAUAAAUGACAAAUAUGACAGUUUGUAUAGCCUGAUGUGUGGAUAAGUGUUCGUGCCUUUGUGUCAGACAUUUCGUUGCAUUGUACAAAAACGUUGUUUUCGUUACGUUGUAAACAAGUUAUGAUGUUUUAUUAAAAAGGUAGCGUAAAAAUGGAAGCCGAAUUCCUAGUUAAAACAACGUGGCGCGGUAACGGAGUACCUCUACCGUGAGUUUAAAACGUUGAAAUUAUAGGUUUGUUAAAUAAAGUAUCACAAGUUUGCACAGCGUAGAGACGCGGACAACAACAUCAACUCAUUUAUAGUUGCCACUGCUGAGCACGGGUCUCCUUUCAGGCGAGGUUUUAGGCCAUAGUCCGCCAUGCUGGUCUAUUGCGGGUUGGGGACUUCAAGUUGUCGUGAACCUUCUUCGACGUGCAGGGUUCAUCACAAUGUUUUCCUUCAGCAAAAAACCCGUGGUUAAUAAAUUAAUUUCCUAAUUCCUCAGAGGUGAAUCCGGAUUCGAAGCCACGCUCUCGGCUUGAGAAGCCGCAUCCUGCCACGGCUCUAGUGGACCUAAGAAUCAAAAUAGUUUUAUUUGAUUUGCAAUGCAACAAUACAAUAAUAAUGGGGCAAAUAACUCGGCUGCAGGUGUACACAGCCCUCGCUGAAAUUCGAAUUAUGCACAAACAUAAUCCCUGUCCAUUUUACUGACAAGAAAUUUAAUAUCGUCAUCAACACAACUUGACAUUCGUUUUCAUAUUAAUAGUCAAGUGGUCAGUGAUGGUUUAACGGUUCUUGGAAAAGUAACUGACUUACCCAACUGUAAGCACCAUAUAUUUUUAACCGACUGCAAAAAAUGUUUUUGUGUGGUGUUAUUCAAAUUUAAAGAACAUAUUCCACCUUUAAGAGUUGCAAAUUAAGGGAUAAUUCCGGUUCGCUCACUGUCCGUUAACCGAUUUCAAUAAAUUUGGCAC
This is a messenger RNA of Hyposmocoma kahamanoa, 8050 nucleotides long. Its product is annotated as CLIP-associating protein-like. Lineage: Eukaryota; Metazoa; Arthropoda; Insecta; Lepidoptera; Cosmopterigidae. Gene Ontology annotation, biological process: mitotic spindle assembly. Gene Ontology annotation, molecular function: microtubule binding. Gene Ontology annotation, cellular component: spindle microtubule; mitotic spindle; microtubule organizing center. Bases 31 to 2094 code for a protein of 687 amino acids. The transcript is spliced from 17 exons. The record is from RefSeq and is a predicted model, not a curated record.